CACCAGCACAAGGCUCAGGGCUGCCUGUGCUCUGUCUGCUUUGGCCUAGCUGCCUUUCCCCCUUAUAAGACCCGUGGCAGAAACCGCUGUAGUCUGUUCCUGGUAUUCGAAAAGAAGAAAAAAAAAUUACGUGUGCCUGAGACCUUCACUAUGAGUAACCCUUUCCAGCACCUAGCUGAGCCUCUUGACCCUGCUCAUCCAGAUAAGAAGUUCUACAAUCUCAACAAGUUAAGUGAUUCACGAUACGCCUGCCGUUUUUCUAUUAGAGUCCUCCUUGAGGCAGCCAUCAGAAACUGUGAUGGAUUCCUAGUAAAGAAAACUGAUGUUGAAAACAUUUUAAAACUGGAAGGUUAAUCAAGUCAGAAUGUGGAAGUACCGUUUCGACCUGCUCGAGUUAUAUUGCAGGACUUUACAGGUGUCCCUGCUGUUGUAGAUUUUGCAGCUAUGCGGGACGCAGUAAAGCGUCUGGGAGGUGACCCAGAAACGAUAAAUCCAAUUUGUCCUGCAGACCUGGUCAUUGAUCACUCUAUCCAGGUGGAUUUCAGUAGCAGGUCGGACAUCCUACAAAAGAAUCAGGAUUUGGAAUUUGAGAACCGAGAAAGAUUUGAAUUUUUAAAGUGGGGGCACAAGGCCUUUCAAAAUAUGAGAAUCAUUCCUCCAGGCUCUGGAAUCAUACAUCAGGUCAACCUGGAAUACUUGGCAAGAGUAGUGUUUGAUCAGGGUGGCUACUACUAUCCAGAUAGCCUUGUUGGAACAGACUCACACACUAAUAUGAUUGAUGGCUUGGGGGGUACUUGGUGGAGAGGUGUUGGUGGGAUUGAAGCAGAAGCUGUUAUGCUUGGUCAGCCAAUCAGCAUGGUGAUCUGCCUGAAGGUAAUUGGAUAUAAAGUAAUGGGAAAUCCUCAUACACUGGUAACUUCUACAGACAUUGUGCUCACCGUGACCAAGCACCUUCGACAAGUUGGAGGUGGCAAAUUUGUGGAGUUUUUUGGCCCUGGUGUAGUGCAUCUCUCUAUUGCCGACCGUGCCACAAUUGCCAACAUGUGUCCAGAGUAUGGUGCUACUGCAGCUUUCCCUGUUGAUUUGGUUAGUGUGCAGUAUCUGCAGCAAACGGGCCGUGAAGAAGAGAAAGUCAAAUACAUUCAGAAGUAUUUGGAGUCGGCUGGCCUGUUCAGAGACUUCAGUAAUGUAGAGGAAGACCCAGAUUUUACUCAGGUGGUAGAGUUAGAUCUCAGCACUGUUGUGCCUUGUUGCAGUGGACCCAAAAGGCCGCAAGACAAAGUAGCAGUUUCAGAUAUGAAAAGUGAUUUUGAGAACUCAUUAGGAGCCAAGCAAGGAUUCAAAGGUUUCCAAGUUCCCCAAGAACAUCACAAUAGCAAAGUCAGUUUUUCAUUUAAUGGAGGUGACUAUGAGCUUUCCCAUGGUUCUGUGGUUAUUGCGGCAAUCACUAGUUGCACAAACACCAGCAACCCUUCUGUCAUGCUAGGAGCAGGAUUAUUAGCCAGAAAUGCAGUAAAUGCUGGGUUGACUGUGAAGCCAUACAUUAAAACAAGCCUGUCUCCUGGAAGUGGUGUAGUGACAUAUUACUUGGGGGAUAGCGGAGUUAUGCCAUACCUUUCUAAGCUUGGUUUCGACGUUGUAGGAUAUGGUUGCAUGACCUGCAUCGGUAAUAGUGGACCUUUGCCUGAUCCAGUUGUGGAAGCCAUUAAUCAGGGAGACUUAGUGGCAGUUGGAAUUUUGUCUGGCAACAGGAAUUUUGAAGGUCGUGUUCAUCCAAAUACACGUGCGAACUACCUGGCAUCUCCACCACUUGUCAUUGCCUAUGCCAUUGCGGGAACCAUCAGGAUUGAUUUUGAGAAAGAUCCUUUGGGUAUUAAUUCAGAUGGCAAACCCGUGUAUUUGAGAGAUAUUUGGCCCUCAAGAGAGGAAAUACAAGCUGUGGAACGCCAGUUUGUCAUUCCUAGUAUGUUCAAAGAGGUUUAUGAAAAAAUCGAGAAAGUUAAUGAAAGCUGGAAUAAUUUAAAAGCACCUACAGAUCAGUUAUACCCUUGGGACCCAAAAUCAACCUACAUUAAAUCACCGCCUUUUUUUGACAAUCUGACAAUGGAACUUCAGCCUCCUAAAUCCAUCACUGAAGCAUAUGUCCUCUUAAAUUUGGGAGAUUCCGUAACUACUGAUCACAUAUCUCCUGCUGGGAACAUUGCAAGGAACAGUCCUGCAGCACGAUAUCUUACUAACAAAGGUUUGACUCCAAGAGAAUUUAACUCGUAUGGCUCACGCAGAGGGAACGAUGCAAUCAUGGCGAGGGGAACAUUUGCAAACAUUCGUUUGUUAAACAAAUUCUUGAACAAGCAGGCUCCUCAGACCAUACACUUACCUACAAAUGAAACGCUUGAUAUUUAUGAUGCUGCUGAGAAAUACCAACAGGCUGGAUAUAAUCUGAUCAUUCUGACUGGGAAGGAGUACGGUUCAGGAAGUUCCAGGGACUGGGCUGCAAAGGGACCAUUCCUACAGGGAAUCAAGGCUGUCCUUGCAGAGAGCUAUGAACGUAUACACAGAAGCAACCUGGUGGGGAUGGGAAUAAUACCCUUGCAGUAUUUACCAGGAGAGACUGCAGAGACAUUAGGACUUACUGGUCGGGAGCGUUAUACCAUCAUCAUUCCUGAGGACAAAGACAUUCGACCAGGCAUGAAUGUGGAGAUUAAGCUUGAUACUGGAAAGACAUUUGAAGCCAUCAUGAGAUUUGAUACAGAUGUGGAACUCACUUAUUUCCGAAAUGGAGGCAUCUUGAACUACAUGAUCCGAAAAAUGGCAACCUCUAGUUAAAAAAAACUGAGUCUUUUCUUCACCAUGAACAAUCUGCCAAGACCUCACUCUCAUGAUUUAUUAGUUUACAGUUUUUUAAUGUAAAUUUGGGAUGGGAGAAGAUUAGACUGCUCGGUAUAUUACAUUUAUUACGUCCUUCAAUUGGUUGCUAAAGUAGUUGCAGUAAUGGAAAUUCAACAUACUGAAACUGCUGGUUUACACAUUCUUUUAAAAAUAGAAUUUCAUAAUUUAAAUGCUAUAGUAAGAAACUGUCCAUGAGUAAACGUCACCCUAGCUAGACAAAUGUGGGCCUACUAGAUUUCUUAUGUAAAAUUUACAUUUUUUUUGUUCUCCAAAAUUCCCAUUGAAGAUAAAUAAUGCACAUUAAUAAAGAAUCAAUCUAAAUAAAAGUAAAUAAACUUUCUUUUGUGAAAAAAA
This is a messenger RNA of Bombina bombina (fire-bellied toad), 3243 nucleotides long. RefSeq names its product aconitase 1 (gene ACO1). The record is from RefSeq and is a predicted model, not a curated record. Lineage: Eukaryota; Metazoa; Chordata; Amphibia; Anura; Bombinatoridae. Gene Ontology annotation, biological process: citrate metabolic process; tricarboxylic acid cycle. Gene Ontology annotation, cellular component: cytosol; mitochondrion. Gene Ontology annotation, molecular function: 4 iron, 4 sulfur cluster binding; 3 iron, 4 sulfur cluster binding; iron-responsive element binding.